This is a messenger RNA of Phlebotomus papatasi, 3040 nucleotides long. Its product is annotated as neuroglobin-like. The record is from RefSeq and is a predicted model, not a curated record. The transcript is spliced from 4 exons. NCBI's taxonomy places the organism in Eukaryota, Metazoa, Arthropoda, Insecta, Diptera, Psychodidae. Bases 820 to 1437 code for a protein of 205 amino acids. Gene Ontology annotation, molecular function: oxygen binding; heme binding.
CGAAACCUGGCGAGCUAAAGUUAUACGAGCAUUUAUUAAUAUUCCUUCUCUAUUUUUAUAUAUAUUUUUUUUGGUGGGCUAUAGUUUGUUUUUUUUUCGACGUUUUUCUCUCGUGAUCUAGUGAAAAUAUUGUGACAUUUCAUAUGCUGAUUGUCCAACCGAUUGUGGGAAUCGAUGGGCCACGAAUAUCACGAAGGUGAUAAACUUAUCCAGAACCCCAGGAAAUAUUAACAAAGUAUAUAUAAUUCGGGGCUAUUUUGUAUGUUGAACUUGCCAGUAUGUUGUGAGUCGUCGCAGUUGAAGCAGUGGCCGUGCAAGAAUUUUCUGCGCAUAGUGGUGAAAAAUGUUUGGUGUCAAAAGGAUAUCUCUUUCCGCAUUUUCUGCUAACUCUCAGUUGAUUUUCCCGUGUUUCCCAUCCGCUGAAUAAUGUGGCAUCGCUGCAAAGUUGUGAAUUUGUAGAAAAAAAUCAACAUUAUCUCAACCACAUCCCACAGCUUAGUUAUCAAGGUGGAUACACCUGGAGCCAAACUCUUGUCAGUGCGAUAUCACAAAGUGCUUAGUGCUUCACAAGGGAGAACCUUUUGUACCUUGAGCUCCCGGACAAGUGGGAAAAGUCUCUUUCAGGACCUUGGUCACCCUAGAAAUUUCCAAACGCAUUUUCAAAGUGUCUAUAAGUGAAUUAAUAAAUAAAUUUUAUUAUUUUGCAAUUAAUCCCCCCCAAAAAUAAACUGUGAGAUGCUGCACAAUUGCAGAGAAUAGUCAUUGUCCUUGUGCAACAAUUGCGUUUUAUCUCUAUAGAGAGUCCUCGAGGGGGGCACGAUGGGUUGUCAGCUCGGAAAGCUAUCUGGGGUGUCGAAGGGUGAAGAUGGCCAGGCCUUUGCCCCCAAUGAGAUGCCCAAACAAGCCAAAACAGACUCGAGGUUACCACUGACUGCCAAGCAAAAGUACUCAAUGCUGGCAUCCUGGAAGGGCAUCAGUCGAGCCAUGGAGCCCACAGGAGUUUGUAUGUUUAUCAAAUUAUUCGAGGAACACGCGGAUCUCCUCAAUAUGUUUACCAAAUUCAAAGAAAUGAAGACAAAGGAGCAACAGGCAAAGUCUGAAGAACUUGCUGAGCACGCGAAUAAAGUAAUGGAGACAUUAGAUGAGGGUAUUCGCAGUCUGGAUGAUUUGGACGCUUUCUUUGAGUAUCUCCAUCAAGUAGGUUCUUCCCAUAGACGAAUUCCCAAUUUUAAAGCGGACUAUUUUUGGAAAAUAGAGAAACCCUUUCUCUCGGCUGUGGAAACCACUUUAGGCGAUCGGUACACACCAAAUGUAGAGGGAAUUUAUAAACUAACAAUUAAGUUCAUCAUAGAAACGUUAAUAACAGGGUUCAAUAAAAGUGCCAAUUCAGCAGCACCAGCGAACAGUGACACUGUCAAUGUUAACACAAAAUCCUGAAUAAUCCCACAUGAUAUUGUGAAAAUAGCAAAGGUGUACUAUACGUUCACUGUGUCAUAAAAAUUAAGCAUAUAAAAAUUAUAUAAAUGUUUAUAAGAUCACAGUCAUUUAUAAAAAGAAAAAAAUGAGGAAAAAAAUGAUUAAGAUUUGUCAUACCGAAAAAAAAAACUAUAUUGCUAAGUCUAUUCUCGAAAGGAUAUCCCUUUGAAGAAUGAGACAAGAUGUGGUGUAAACUUCUCUGUGAAUCACCGUUUUUCAAUUAAUGAUGUUAGAACGUUGUAUAUUAUUGAGAAUAGAAAAUAAAUCUAUAUAUACAUGAAUAGUUAAAUGAAAUGUGGAACCUAAAGAUAUUAUUUAUAUUAGAGACAAGAAAACCUAUAGAUGUACAAUUUCAGAAAAAAAUGGUAUUUAUAUUGACGUGACUUUUGUGCACCAAACGGCACAUUUAUACCAAAAAAAAAAAAGAAAAACAAAAGUUAAAUUUAAAUUCCGGUACCAUUUUCGGGAUCCCUUCAGAUUAGCGUAAGUUUUUUCCUUUUAAACUUCACAUUUUGAAGAGAAUUUGCAUUGAAGUUUCUGAGUAAAUUUCUGCCGAAAUUAAUUUUAGGCCACGCCCCUUUUAGGACGAUCCAAUGUGAGUGAAUUUGAGAAAAAAUAAAACAUAACAAUUUGAGGCUCCGCCCACCUGUUACAUUAUCUCUAUUAAUUUUUUUUUGUUAUACGAUUUUGUAAGAUUGUUGAAAAUUAUAGGGAGAAUGUGAAUAAAACAGAUAAUACCAUGAUCUUUGUGGAGCCCUUCCCAUAUUGCUGUUUCUGGUUUGCUAGGGCGGUACUGUGGCAUAACUGGGCGUAUCUUAAAAUUAUUUGUCGCUUUAUUCAAAAAAAAAAUCAAUACAAUUUUUCUUCAAAGUAAGAAAUUUAAAAAUAAAAAAAAAUGUGACGCUCUUGUGAAGUUAUGCCUCACUUUUCUUAACUUCCCAGAAGCGAAAAAAGAAGAACUUUGUACAAAUUAAGACAUAUAUGAAGAGUUACACCUGUCAGGCAAUAUAUCUUCACCAAAUAAAUUCACAAUUUGGCAUUUUCCAUUCAUCAAUCAAUUAAAUGGUAAAACACUGUGCCUUUUGAGAUACAAUUGUGAGAGAAGAUAUAAAUCAAUUUGAACCCCGAAUAAUGAAUUUGCUGGACAAUUUCAUUAAAACCAUCCCUCUCCAGAAAAAAAUAUCGCAACAUUUCUUCCAGAAAUUCUAUCCAUGAGGCACAAUGCUUUCCAAUUAUGUUACGGGACACUGUAUAUGUAAAUAGUGAAAGCCAAAUAUAUUUGUUAUACGAAUUUUCCUGGCGUGAUACAUACACAUAAAAAAUAUCGCCCAAUUCGACACGAUAUAUUUGUCUUCUGUGGCUAAAGAAACCCUCAUAGAAAUAACAAGAAAAUAGUGUGUGGAAAUAUAAUUCUAUAUAAACAGUUAAUAACACAAUAUUUCCAUAUUUUGUAUUAGGAUAUGUGGAAAAAAAACCAUAAAUAAUGUAAUGGAAAGUGUAUGGAAAUGUGAAUGAACAUCUAAUGGAGCUGUAGUAAAAAUAAAAAUCUGUUUUUAUCUUCAAA